AACGAAUUUGCAUAGGCUGGGAAUCGGACGUGCGGCCCGUCGAUCUUGAUGCGAAACCAUCGCAGCGGUACGACAAAUAUUACGAGUAUUUAUUUCGUUGGCUCCUGCGAUCUCCGAUCCGCUCCUCACGUGCGUGUGUGAUAUUUGUAACUUUAAUUUAUGAGAUGCGGAAUGCGUUGAAUCGUAUCCGAUUGCUGCGACCGCAACGACGCACUAGUUGAAAGCCGAAAUAAAACGCCAAUAAAAUCCAGCUAAUUAAUGUGAUAAUUGUGCAAAAACUAAAAUGAUCGAAAUCGGACGAUUUAGCACGAUGUGGAGCGACUUGGAAUGCACUCAGCUUGCCAUAGAGGAUUAUCGCCAGUGCCCGAGAUUACAGCAAACGCCGACGAGAUCUCCAACCACCGAUAAGCCUGCCUCCUCCAGCUCUUCCUCCGUCUCCGGGGUCAGCCUGCGCUAUCAGUUGGCGGUCAGCAUCAGCAUUCCUCCUUCGUUCCUCCUAGCUUGCACAGUGGCGAUCCUCUGCCUGGGAUCCGUCUUGGCUGCCCCACAAACCUCCUGCAUUAUGUGCAACAAGGAGGACCUGCGUCCGCGCGUACCGCCGUACAGCGACAGCUACACGGAGUGGACCUUUGACCAUCAGGUGUCCCAGCAGUCGGCCAUGGAGUCGUUGCAGAAGUUUAAUGAGUCACAUGCCCAGAACAAUGCCUGUAACUCUAUAAAAUGCCCACCGAAUGUAAUGAAAUAUUGCCUAGGAACUCAGUUUAUAAACGACCAUUGUUGGUGCGAAAUGCAGCAUCGAGAAGAGGGCCUGCCAUAUGUACCCCAUACAUGCUUCUUGGAUGAAAAGGUGCACACACCUUCCGUGGGCUCGUGCUUCGUCUUCGCGGAGGUCAAGGAGUGCUGCUGCGCUGGGACCUGGGUCAAGAAGUGGCGACACAUUUCCGGGAGCUCUCGGAGCCAGCACAUACCAAAAAUAUUAAUACCUCUGCUCUCUGCACUCAGUUUGCUGCGAUGGACGAGCAGAAGGUGGAUAUUCUGUUAAAGUUAACUGGACGAUGAUGUAAAGUUGUACAACAUAUAGUCAUAGCAAACUAGGAUCGUCGUAUAAGUGUACUUAGUUCAAACGAAAAAUGUCCAAAAUGGUAAUCAAACCUACUUGCUAAGCAUAUAUAUUUAAGCGUUAAUAAAUACAAGUUUAUAAAGCUA
Messenger RNA from Drosophila kikkawai, 1206 nucleotides. RefSeq lists its product as uncharacterized. The record is from RefSeq and is a predicted model, not a curated record. Lineage: Eukaryota; Metazoa; Arthropoda; Insecta; Diptera; Drosophilidae.